AUGCGUGACAACAUCUGUGACAAACUGCUCAGGUACUGGGACGAAUACAGGAGUAUUUGGUUGCAGGAGACGAGGACUCCAGACAACUCUGACAUAACCGUGGGCUGUGGUUACACUACGAUCUCUGUGGAGGUCGACCUCUGCACAGCUCAGUGGGCCGGCUUCAACGAGACACAGCUGGCUCUGAACGGAGCCCACAAUAACCCUCACUGCCUAGGCACUGUUGACACAAGUGUGGAUCCGCCCGUCCUCCGUUUCCAACUCCCCGUCAACGACAGUGAGGACAAUCCCUGCCGUCAAUCGCUGCAGAUUGUGGAUGAGGAAACGUCUCCCGAUGGCGCCUUUAGUGAUUUCCUCAGUAUCCAGUCAGUUCUACUGACAGGGUUCAUUGACACGCCCAGGGCGCAACAGGGGUUGGUCAGCUACUCCACCAACCUCACCUACGAAUUCUCCUGCCGUUAUCCCCUGCAGUACCUCCUUAAUGACACACAGAUUGUGGCAUCGUCAGUCUCUGUGGCGAAAGAUGAAAGAAAUGGAACGUUUAUUGAUUCACUAAAAAUAGCCAUCUUUAAUGACUCUGACUAUGCCCAUCCACUCGUGAUUCCUCCCACUGGACUUAAGCUGCGAACCUUGGUCUAUGUAGCAGUCGAGGCGAUCAACCUGACAGGGAAUUUUCAUGUACUUAUGGACCACUGCUUCAGCACGCCCAGUCCCUUCAACAUCAGCAACAGUGAGAAACACAGCUUUUUCACUGGCUGUGAAGUGAAUGAAAGGUCAAACCUAACAAGCAACGGUGAAUCCAAGACCGCCAAGUUCCACUUUGAAGCCUUCCGCUUCUUGAUGGGCCGUGACCAGACGAAGUCCUCUCUCUUUGUGCACUGUCUGGUGAGACUCUGUGAGCCCACCAAAUGUCAAGAGCUGCUGUCUAGUUGUAAUUUUAAGAAAAAAAGAUCCUUGACCCCCUUUGGAGACGUAGGCAAGGACUCAGCCACUCUCUCUGCCGGACCAAUUUAUACUGCGUCAGAUGGUAGGAGCAUUUUCAAAUGCAAUUACUUCAAAACAUUUGCAGUUGUUUUCAAAAUGCAAAAGAGGUGACAAAAUAAUUUUAUUUUUUCUUUAUGUAGAAACUACUGAUAUGGUUGAAAACGGUGAGUUUACUUUUAUUUACACAGGAACAUCUAAAGUAGAUACUGUACUGAUGCGGUCUAAAGUAACAGAACGUCCGUCUGUCUCUACCAGGUAUUCUUAUUUCAUCUGCUAACGAUGGCGUGCAUGUGAUGAACCUGUUGGUGCUCCUGGGCUCGGCUGCUGCUGUUUUGAUCAAUUCUGGCAGCUGGUCUUCUUGAAGAAUCUGAUUUGGCAGGAGGAUCACGUUGUACCUUUGGUUACGUAUCACUUCCUCUGUCGAUUGGUUCACGUAACUCUACAUGUUAUGCUAAAACAUGUUAUGAUAUGUUAAUAAAGGACAUGAUAAGUUGCAUGAAAAAUC
Messenger RNA from Cynoglossus semilaevis (tongue sole), 1489 nucleotides. Its product is annotated as zona pellucida-like domain-containing protein 1. The coding region runs from base 1 to 1095 and encodes 364 amino acids. NCBI's taxonomy places the organism in Eukaryota, Metazoa, Chordata, Actinopteri, Pleuronectiformes, Cynoglossidae. The record is from RefSeq and is a predicted model, not a curated record. The transcript is spliced from 10 exons.